AUGGACAAGAGAUGGAUGCAGUAUGACCGAGGGAACCCUGAAUACCAACAAGGAAUUCUAGAUUUUUUGUUAUUUGUACUUGAACAUGCUGAUGGCAGAACUGUACACAGGUGUUCGUGUGUUGAAUGUCAUAAUACUAAGUGGAAGACGAUUUAUGAAAUCCACGAACGCCUGAAUACAAGAAGUAUUAUGCGUAGUUAUACUACAUGGAGUCUACAUGGUGAAACAUUAGAUAAUGAACCUACCUUGGAAGAAAUCCGAGCGGGAUACUUUCAACAUGCUGGCUCAUCCAGCAGUAGUUUCGACCUUUAUGUGGAUCCUUCUAUGAACAUUAUACAUGAUGCUUUUCCUUCAUUUGCUAUAAGACAUGAGGAAGAGGUUGUUUACGAUACCACUGAUGCAGACCAUGCUUUUUCAAAUGUUGACAAUGAUGAUUACGAUAAGUAUAACAGGCUGCUUGCUAAAGCACAGACCCCAUUGUACCUUGGGUGUAAUGUAACUGUCUUGGGUGCUAUCAUUGAACAGAUUAAAACCAAAGUUGACAGCAAUUGGUCGAAUGUGUCGUUUAACGGUAACUUGGUGAACAUCAAGAAAUUACUUCCUCCAGGAAACAACUUUCCCCACAGCUUUGAUAAGGUACAGAGUAUGUUGAAAGAUCUUGGCCUCGGUUAUGAGAAUAUCGACGCAUGCAAGAAUAACUGCGUUUUGUUUUAUGGAGUCAUCAAGAAAGACCUGGAUUACUGUCCAGUGUGCAAAGCGUCGAGGUGGAAGUCAUCAUCUUCUUCAUCUAAGAAGAAAAGGAUUCCAAAGAAGGUGUUUCGUUAUUUCCCAUUGAUUCCUAGGUUGAAGCGAAAAUGUCUUGAUGUGUACAUGAGACCAUUGAUUGACGAGUUAAAAGAAUUAUGGGAAAAUGGCGUCCCUACUUUUAACUGGUAUAGUCAAACUUCAUUCAGGAUGAAAGCAGCAGUGGUUUGGACCAUUAGUGAUUUUCCUGGAUACGGGAUGUUGUCGUCUCAAACCACUAAAGGUUACAAGGCUUUCCCAAUCUGCUUAGUAGACCUAAAUGCUAGUUGGCACGCUGGAAAGGUGUGUUACUUGGGGAGUCAUACAGGGCUUCCGGAAGAUCAUCCAUGGCGAUUUGAUGCGGCUUCAUUCGAUGGGAAGCAAGAGUUUGGUUUAAAACCCCAAGAGCGGUCUGGUGAGUGGAUUUUGGAUAUGUUGAACUCUUUUGAUUUCAGACGUCUUAGCAGUGAUCCUGACGUGUUAGCUCAGAAUCCAAAACGUCCUUCUAGAUUGGAGAACUGGAAACACAAGAGUAUAUUUUUUGAAUUGUCUUAUUGGAAGAAAUUGAGAAUAAGGCACUGUCUUGAUGUCAUGCAUAUAGAGAAGAAUGUUUAUGACAACAUUGUGAGAACAGUUUUCAGGUUUAAAGAUAAGACUAAGGACACUAUGAAGGCGCGCAAAGAUCUUCAACUCAUGAACAUACGCCCUCACUUGUGGCUAACAACUUCGGGGUCAAUGCCUCUUGCACAUUACAGGAUUAAUCCGGCUAAUGAGAAUGAAAGUUUUCAAAUGGUUUGA
Fragaria vesca subsp. vesca is the source of this 1581-nucleotide messenger RNA. RefSeq lists its product as uncharacterized. The record is from RefSeq and is a predicted model, not a curated record. Lineage: Eukaryota; Viridiplantae; Streptophyta; Magnoliopsida; Rosales; Rosaceae. The transcript is spliced from 2 exons. Bases 1 to 1581 code for a protein of 526 amino acids.